CUUCUGUUCUCACAUGCGCAUUUCUACAGCUUCAAUACGUCAGUAAGCCAUGCCCCGAGCUCGUCCGAGAGAAACCCGCGCCUCUCCCCACGCAGCGGCCAAACAUCCCUGUUACUUCCGUCCUAUCAUGAUAGUGUCGAGUGAACAUGCUUCGAGAGUUCCCUACGGUUCCCUCGGUCUUCGUUCGGCGGUAUGGGAUCCUGGUUUUACAGCCUCGCGUUGGCAGGAGUAUAAGUAGAGUGGGUGUCAUCGUGCAGAUAGUUGUGAAUCCUUACGAAGCAUACAUUGACUACACUGGAAUUUUCGAUCUUGCUGCGAGGGUAUUCAGGACUAUCUAUCAGUCACAGCCAUCAAUCACACAUCACCACCUGAACCGUCACACACAUUACAACCUCCAACCAAACCAAAUUCACACACUACAUCCAACCACCAACUCUCAAAAUGCUCUUCCACAAAUCCACAUCAUCCCAAACCACGCCCACCACCACAACACCCCGCCAUUCCAUCUCUGCCAAUUCAACAGCAACAGCCCACACCACCCAAACUACAAACACUACAUCAUCCAACAAAUCAUCCGUUGUCUCCGCGCUCAAGAAGCCAUUUCAAGGAUGGUCAAAAGAUUUACUUUAUGCCAAGGAUGAUCUCGAUGACGAGUAUAAUUUCGCAAGUGGGAGAAGGAGGGGUGGGGAUUAUAAUUUUCCGGCGGUGGGACGGAGGGGUGUUAAUGAGUAGAGUAUGGUAGGGGAGGGGGUGGGAAGAUGGGGAUGAGAGAGUGAUGGAAAGAUACCCCGAAAUGCGGAGUUUCGUGUGUUUUAUGCGAAGUUCUUGGGCUGGAGUUUUAUGAGGUUUGUGGUACGCAAGAGAUAAGGAUAGGAUAGAGGAUGAGAGCAAAAUAUCACGCUUUAGGAUUUACGAAAUCA
Messenger RNA from Lindgomyces ingoldianus, 920 nucleotides. RefSeq lists its product as uncharacterized. NCBI's taxonomy places the organism in Eukaryota, Fungi, Ascomycota, Dothideomycetes, Pleosporales, Lindgomycetaceae. The coding region runs from base 147 to 641 and encodes 164 amino acids. The record is from RefSeq and is a predicted model, not a curated record. The transcript has 3 exons.